CGGAACGAUAGUGAACUGUAAAUUCUCAGUCGGAGUGGCGCUGGAGUUGGACCGGAAGCAGCGUGAGGUUAUCGAAGCGCUUUCCGAAGUGGAGCGUUUGAGGAGUUUUUAUUGCGUCAAUUCUGCUGCCAGAAACGUUUUGUCCUGACUGAAAGUUGUUUGCUGAACAGACAAGAUGUUAAGAAGUGCUUCAGUGCAGAUCUUCCGCCAGUUGGUGAGAAACAGGAGCACAGAUGCAAGCCUCAUCCUGGAAAGAUCGAUAAACCGUGUGCAGCUACUGGGGCGAGUCGGACAGGACCCUGUGAUGAGACAAGUGGAAGGCCGGAACCCUGUCACCAUCUUCUCACUGGCGACAAACGAGAUGUGGCGUUCUGGGGAGGGAGAGAGCAGCUCAACAGGUGAUGUCAGCCAGAAGACGACGUGGCAUCGCGUCUCAGUGUUCAAACCAGGUCUGAGGGAUGUCGCCUACCAGUACAUCAAGAAAGGGUCCAGGAUUCUAGUGGAGGGAAAACUGGACUAUGGAGAGUACGUGGACAAAAACCAAGUCAGACGUCAGGCCACCACCAUUAUCGCAGACAACAUUGUUUUCCUGAGUGACAACAUCCGAGACCGAACCUGAGGGACCCUUCUCCUUGCAUCCAACUACAGAACAACUUCAAGUUUUACUUUUCUUCUUCGUACCAAAAUAAGACUUGAGGACAACAAAGUAAAGGGACUGUUUAUUAUGAAAGGGGACAUAAGAAUUGACUGUGGGGCCCUCUGCUGGUAAAAAUGAAGAUGUCGAGCAGAAGAAAGAAGCUUUUUCAACAGCAACUUUGAUUGUUCUAUAUGUACAUAGUAGCAGUGGUUAAAAGCUAUAAAUAAACAAGGCCUGCUCUGUAUUUUUAAGUUUCCACUCUAGAAACUGUGACACGGGGUUGUUUAUUUGGUAAUCCGUUCAAAAACAUGUUUUUCUCAAGUGUAGCUUUAAAAGCUGAAACGCUCUGGAGCGAUUCUUGUUCGUAUUAAAGAACAGUUUUAGGCUGAAAGGUUUUCUUCUUAAUUAAAGUAAAUCAUUUAAAUGGUUUUAAAUGUUCUUUUUACCAAAUAAAAAUUUGCCAACUAAGACUUCAA
Girardinichthys multiradiatus is the source of this 1113-nucleotide messenger RNA. Its product is annotated as single-stranded DNA-binding protein, mitochondrial-like. Gene Ontology annotation, molecular function: single-stranded DNA binding. The transcript is spliced from 7 exons. The record is from RefSeq and is a predicted model, not a curated record. Gene Ontology annotation, biological process: positive regulation of helicase activity; mitochondrial DNA replication. Lineage: Eukaryota; Metazoa; Chordata; Actinopteri; Cyprinodontiformes; Goodeidae. The coding region runs from base 176 to 619 and encodes 147 amino acids. Gene Ontology annotation, cellular component: mitochondrial nucleoid.